AUGAGUUCCAUCAUCGCCGCCUACGAGGAGCUCCCAGAGUAUCUCCAGAUCCUAGGUGCUAUCGUGGUUAUCAUGGCUUCCAUUCCAAUCAUUUCAAGAAUCGGUGCAGUACUUAUUGUCGGUUGCUUAAUAGUCGCAUCGACAUUGGGCUUGAUUGACUGGGAUUGGAGUGAUGAACAAGCAAUUGCCAAGGUCGAUCGAAUUCCUGAUUCGAGCGAGAAAUCGGCAAUACUCGCGGAGGCUGGUCAAUGUACCCCGGAAGCUGGUCAAUUUACCGAAACCGGCGAGAAAGGACGUCUUGAGAUUGAGAUCGAGUCUCUCGAGGAAACGUUGCAUGCUCGUCGAGAGGAGCUGGCUCAGCUCUGUUAA
This is a messenger RNA of Penicillium concentricum, 369 nucleotides long. RefSeq lists its product as uncharacterized. The transcript has a single exon. The coding region runs from base 1 to 369 and encodes 122 amino acids. NCBI's taxonomy places the organism in Eukaryota, Fungi, Ascomycota, Eurotiomycetes, Eurotiales, Aspergillaceae. The record is from RefSeq and is a predicted model, not a curated record.